AUGGUGGUCGAGGAGAGUGAGGAGCGUGGUGGCGGCACCUUGAGGCGGAAGGCUGUGAAGGCUGUGAUCUCAAUCUCGGGGAAGCUGGGCAGUGUCGAUGGCGGACCUGGGCUUGGUGGAGAAGCUGGGCAGUGGGAUUGGAGAGAGAGAGAGAGAGAGAGAGAGAAAGUACGUGGUGGAUUUGGGCGUGGGGAGGAGCUGGGCAGUGGCUAUGGAGUUUGA
Molecule: messenger RNA, 222 nt
Organism: Prunus armeniaca (apricot)
Lineage: Eukaryota; Viridiplantae; Streptophyta; Magnoliopsida; Rosales; Rosaceae
Source: the annotation of a GenBank genome assembly